This is a messenger RNA of Anopheles bellator, 2822 nucleotides long. RefSeq lists its product as uncharacterized. The transcript has 7 exons. Gene Ontology annotation, molecular function: serine-type endopeptidase activity. The record is from RefSeq and is a predicted model, not a curated record. The coding region runs from base 7 to 2730 and encodes 907 amino acids. NCBI's taxonomy places the organism in Eukaryota, Metazoa, Arthropoda, Insecta, Diptera, Culicidae. Gene Ontology annotation, biological process: proteolysis.
AGUUUGAUGGUAAGGCGUUCGUCGGUUGACUGGCGUUACCAACCCCCGCUUCAUCCCAACUCCCGUUUUGCAGACUGCCACCUGCGCUACGCACGAUACGGCAGAACGGAAGUUAAUGUUCAGGAUCCGGCAGUGCCUUACAACGAAACACGAGAGUUUCAGUAUGUAGUGGCAAUAGGUUGGACCAGGCAGUCGGGAACCAUCGAGUGGCCCUGUAUGGGUGUGCUGAUCUGGGAAAACGUGGUGCUCAGCACGGCACAUUGCAGCAUCGAUGACGCUGGGACCGCUCCGGAUGUGGUCCGGAUGGGCGGUGGCGGCUACUUCCCCGACUCGACCAUCCCGGACCGUGAGCAGCGGCGUCUUCAGCAGCGAGCUAUCGUGACCAUCACGAGGCAUCCCGAUUACCGGCCCGGAGAGAACGAUAUUGCCCUGCUGAAGCUGGCCAAACCUAUCAGUGUGAAGCCAACGGCUGGUCCGGCCUGUAUGUGGUUGUACGACGCCGUGCCCUUUCCAUUGCUCGAAGCCGUAGGAUGGAAGAGACAAAUGCCUGAUCGAACGGGACGAGCCAGCAAGCUUGUUUCCACCGAGGAGUUCGUGCCAGCCCCGACUGACAGCUGCCGACCUGGUGCCAGCCAACAGUUCUGUGUGGCACGAGCCAACCCGGAUCCGAGCCCGUGUCUCGUGUCUCGUGGAGGUGUGCUACAGAUGAGGCUUCUUCACAACUACAGAACGAGCCCGUUCGUGUUGGGUCUACAGGUGGCCGAUAACGCGUCAUGCCCAACACCGACACGGGCGUACACGAAGCUUGCUCCGUUCCGAGAUUGGAUUUUGGCCGAGGUAAAGAAGCUCAGCAGUACGGUCAGUGGCGGCGCACUACACCCGGCCGCUUGUGCGUUCCACUACGCUCCCGUUCGGCCCCGGGUCGACGAUCUGCUCCAGGAGCGUGAGGGACAAGUGCCUGAAUUAGGCGCGCAGGUUGCUUGGGCGGAAGAGAGAACGCUGAAAUACAUCGUCCAGAUAGUGUGGCCGCCGAACGUACAGGGCGGCGCUCGUAACGAUUGCGUCGGAACGUUCGUGGACCAGCAGACGGUUCUUACGCUGGCGGAGUGUGUCGUCGGCACUACUCCCGGCGGCCUGAAACCCACCUCCGUAAGGACCAAGGACCGGUACCGAAGUAUGUCGUACGACAUUGCCAGCAUAGUGGUUCAUCCCGAGUAUGGGCCGACCACGCCCAAGGCCAACCUGGCCGUGAUCAAACUAAAGAACCGGGCGGAAGUGAUUCCGGCAUGCAUUGGGCUCGCGCCACCUGACUUAGCUCCUGACCGGGUUGAUCUGGCCGGGGUAGGUAGAAACCAGCUGCACACCUACACCGACCGGAACGACGGAGACAUUUCAGAUUCAGUUCCGACGUUCAUACUGCCUGCCGUUGAGCGGCGUCCCUGGGAGGAAUGUUCGUCCCGUCUGCAGGUGGCCGCCAAUCGAAGCCUGGCCGGCCUCAGCGGAGCCGACAGUCUGUGCUUUGAGGAUGAGCGCUGGAUGGUACCGGAAGCGUGCCAGACGCUAAGAGGAGGUCCCGUGCAGCGAUACGUGGGCCGUGAUGGGGCCUUCUUCAAGUACGUUUUCGGGCUCAGUCUGUUCGAUGGCCCGUGUGGCUACGGGAUGCCGGCGGUGGCCAUAGCCCUUGCACCACACGCGGCCUGGCUACGGUCGGUUAUGAUGGCACCGGGCCGGAAGUCGACUUCCGCGUCACAGGCCGUUCUGUUCAUCAAUCCCGAUCUGCGGCCGAGCGAUGAGUGUCGGAACGGGGAUGGAUCGGACGGAAUUUGUGUACCGCACGAGCGGUGCCUGGUGGCCACGCAGCUACUAAGUGGCGUCGGUACGGUAACGUUCUGUACGAACGGGUCCAUCAUCUGUUGCCCGUGGGGGGACAUAGCGCGCAGUCCGAGUGUCAAUCCGGUGCGUGAGCAACUGGACAGCUGCGAGGAUCGGUAUCAGGCCAUUCGGAAGCAGCGCUGGAUCGGGUGGAACAACAACGAGACGCAGUACGACAAUCUGGCCUCCUUGGCUGAAAUAGGGUGGCCGUUGAACGGAGGGAAGCUGUCGUUCCCGUGCAGCGGGUUCCUGAUCACACCGCAGGCCCUCGUCACGACGGCCCGGUGUGCGGAGACGUACAGCUGGAAGCCGACCGUGGCGCGGAUCGGUGCGCUCGGGGCAAGUGACGACACCAACUAUCUGGUGCAACCGAUUCGUCGCGUGACGGUACACGACGAUUACGACGAGACGAGCGGCCUGCACGACCUGGCCCUCAUCACCCUGGCCACAGCCAUCACGCCCUCGGCCCACGUAUUCCCCGCGUGCCUCUGGAGCAACCGGACGCACACACCCCUGCGAUCGACCGCCGUCCAUUUGCAGAACUACGAACCGAACGUGGUCUUCGUGGAGGUAUUUCCUCUGUACGAUCGGGAUUGUGAGGAGCGCCUCAAUGUGACGCUUGCGGACGGUCAGCUGUGCCUGCUGAGGGGAAGCCCGGAAACGAAGUUCAUCAGCAAUGUAAAGUGCCUCAAAUCGGGGGCCAACAUUGUGUGGGAUAAACAGGAUGGGCCGCCGGAAGUGGAGGCCCCACAGUACCUGGUGGGCAUCUUCAGUCACGGCGGGUGCGAGAACGACGACAUACUGAUCGCUACGCGGAUCUCGCACUACUACGAUUGGAUAGCGAGCCGGUUGAAGUAGACGUCCGGCUCCCGGCGCCAUGGCCGUACUUUUGGAAAACAAAUUUGGAAUAAACAUGGGUGCCGCUCGUUCUGGAUUUAACGACCCUCUAU